AUGGAGAGAGAUUCAGAGAACGGAGAGGAUGUGGCUGCACGAGCCCAGCGGAGAACUCUGUCACAAGCCUUGCGUCCACCAGACAAGCUGUCAGCCAAGUCAGCAUGGUUUGUGGUGGUGCUCACGGCUGUUGGCAUGGCGAUAGCGAAUCUCUGCACCGUCUUCUCCAUUGAGUUCCUGGUCCACUCGAAGUUUGACAUGAUGCAGCUUGCUGUGAACCGAGGUGGAGUUGGCCUUGGGUUGGUGACCUUGGUCUCCCUCGCAAUGAUCUUCGCCGCGGUGGCUACGUCUCUGAUCCAUGGGAUCGCACCGGACUGCGGCGGGUCGGGCUCUGUGGAGAACAAGAGCUGGCUCAACGGCUUCAACAUGUCUGCGCAGUUUACCAAGCGCAACCUUGUGGUCCGCGCGGUGGCCGUGAUCCUGUCCAAUGCAACCGGCUUCCCCGUUGGACGGGAAGGGCCGACUGUGACAAUGGGAAGCAACAUGGCCUUCCUUCUCUGCCGCGCUGUGGCCGAGACACGCUCUUAUGCCAAGGAGUGGGUGGACUUGCAGGGCGGCUCACCGGGUGCAUUGGCUGACGAGCGGUUCUUCGCGCGUGCCGCGCGGGUGGCCUGUGUCGUUGGCGGCGCGUGUGGGAUGGCGAUGAUCUUCGACUCACCUUUGGGCGGGAUCUUGUACAUGUUCGAGGAAGUGACGAGCGUCUCCUGGCCUGUGGAGCUCACGUUCAAGGCGGUGGUCGGCUGCACGAUCUGCUCCUCAGUGUCUUAUGCCUUGCUGAGAGUUUGCCAGUCGAGCAUCCGGGAGUUCGUCAUCUUCGAGAUGUGGUAUGGCACCAACCAUCCGGAUUUUUCUUACAUUGAUUUCCCGGGCUUCAUCAUCUUAUCUGCAAUUCUGGGAGUUUUCGCCCCGUUGCACACAAAGCUGUGCCUCAAGGUCAUGGAUUGGCGCAAACGCAUCCAUUCCGGACCUCUUCUUAGAAAAUGUCAGCCUUGGGCCAAAAUGGCCGACACGGUUGCCUAUGCUGCUCUUUGUGCCGCAGUUGUCGCGCUGACAAGCAUCCUCGGCAGUUGUCAGGCUCUGCCGAAGCUGACAUCCGAGCUCAGUUACGUUCAGUACCAGUGUCCUGAAGGAGAAUACAAUCCAACAGCUUCCCUUCUGCUGACGACUGCAGAAGGCGCCGUCAAGCGGCUUUUCAAUCGCCGGAACCAUGGGGCUUUCGGUAUCCUGGGAGGUUUCGUUGCGCUUUUGUCGUACACCACUCUGAAUAUCGGUUUCGCUGGGCUGCCGGUGCCGUCUGGCAACUUCACCGGUACCAUGUUGAUCGGCGGACUGACAGGCAGACUCUUCGGCCGCUGCCAGGCAUUGCUACUGCCGGAGGCAUCCUUCACAUCUUCCGGGAUCUAUGCGAUGGUAGGUGCUGCAGCAAUGCUCUGCAGCUUCAAGCACAUGACCCUGGCUGUGGUUGUGUUCAUCUGCCAGGCAUCCAACAACAUUGAACUGGUGCCGGUACUGAUGCUGGCGGUAACGGUGUCCCUGUUCGUCCAUAAGAUUAUCGGAUCUCCCAUCGCUUUCGACGAGGCGCAGAUCUUGCGGAAGAAAAUGCAUUACCUCUCUGCAGAGCCCUGUAAACCGGUCCGGCGCUUGGCAGCUCGGCAGCUCGUCGACGACCUUCCCGAGCAGUCUCGUCUUCCCGCACGGCCGACGUCUGCGCAGGUUGCCGAGGCGCUGCGCGAGACGCAGGCGCCCUUCUUACCAGUCUUCUCAGCACCAGGCGAUGGCCCACGAAGGUGUUUAGGGCUGGCCCCGCGGACGCGCCUGGAUGCUGCUGUACGGGCUGCCGAGGGAGGCGUUGUGCCAGCUGACAGCUUGGCCGACCCUCCCAACAUCACGAUCCAGGCGGACGCUCCGGCCGACGCUUUCUACGUGCUGUUCGCGAAAGCCCAGCUCAGAGCUGCUUGCGUUCUUACCGCUUCUGGCGACUAUUACGGUGUCAUCUCCCGUGCAGGCCUCGCGAAGACUGCGAUGGCCUUAGAGGAGGGCAUGGAGCUGGAGCCUCUCCAGGAGGUCGCCACAGAAUCUGGAGACGACUUUUCGGAGGGCUCCGAAACCGAUUCGGAGAGCGACGGUGAGAGGGAAGCUUUGGGAGCAAAGUCGUGCAGGAAAGAACCAUCGCGGAAGUGUGACUUGACAUUCAUCCACCUGCUUCGGACGGCACGGAAGGUUCCGCCGUCGUUGACAUUUCCAAUUCCUGCGCGGGCCGAGAGCGUAGAAGCCAUGUCUUGCUGCUGCUGUUCGUGCAUCGACACAGGGUCCGUCGGCGUGAUUCAGAAGUUCGGGGAGUACCAAGGCUUGCAAGAGCCGGGAUGCAGCUGCAUUUGCUGGCCGUGCACGACCGUCUCGGGUGUCUCCCUGGCCGUGAACCAACUCACCUGCAAGUCGGACUGCAAGACCAAGGAUAAUGUGACGGUUGUUACGGUGACGGCCGUGCAGUACCGAAUCCUCAAAGAUAUGGUGAAGGUGGCAACAUUCGACAUCGCCAGCCCGCACGAUCAGAUCAGAGCCGAAGUGGACAACGUCUUGAGGACUCUCGACGAGAGCUACGAGGCCAAAGAGAAGAUGGUGGCGGAGAUCUUGGAGUCCGUAAGGCAAGCCAUGGGCCAAUACGGCUAUGAGAUCGUGAACGUCCUGAUCACCGAUAUCCAUCCCGAACAGUCUGUGCUCAAUGCCAUGAACGAAAUCAACGCCUCACGGAGAAUGCGCGAAGCAGCUUUUGAGAAAGGUGAGGCCGACAAGCUUCUCAAGAUCAAGGCCUCAGAAGCUGAUGCCGAAGCCAAGCGCCUGGCCGGCGUGGGCAUGGCCAACAUGCGUGCGGCCAUGGCGCAGGGGUUCCAAGACUCCAUGAAGUUCAUGAAGGAGAGUGGCAUGAACGAGAAAGAGGCGAUGCACAUGAUGAUCAUGACCCAGUAUCUGGACACCUUGAAGGAGUUUGCUGGCAGCCACGGCUCCAUCGUGGUCCCUCAUGGGCCCUCGGCUGUCGGAGAUCUGCAAUCGCAGAUUCGCGAGGGUUUUCUCUCUGCUGCCGGUCAACAACAAAUGAAGGGCGGCCUUUUCGGAUGA
Molecule: messenger RNA, 3117 nt
Organism: Symbiodinium sp. CCMP2592
Lineage: Eukaryota; Dinophyceae; Suessiales; Symbiodiniaceae
Source: the annotation of a GenBank genome assembly